AUGAAUUUCCUCCUUUUCCUCCUCCAGCUUCUCACCAUCUCUCUCCCUUACAUUCCAAGAAAUGUUGCCGAACUAGUCUAUGACACGGAAGGUAAGGAGCUAACUAGCAAGCACAACUACUAUAUCCUCCCAGCCAAACGCCUGAGUGGCGGUGGCCUUACAACAAUCCAGAUUGGCGAACAAUGUCUCCAUUUCGUGCUCCAGGAGCACAACAGUACAAACCUCGGCACCCCCUUGCGGUUGACACCAUUAUCGUGGAAAAGAUCAAUUGAAGAGUCGAUCAGGAUGUCGAGCGACAUCUGGAUUGAGUUCCAUGACCUUGAUAGUUUCUGCGCAACAAUGCUAGAUUGGCACCUCACCAAUCGUUCCCCGAAGACAUUAUCAGGAAGGCGUCAGCUAUUGGCCGCUGGCGAGGAAUGGGGCGGAAGGUCCUUCGGUGUGUUCCGAAUCGAGAAAUAUGGAGCGGACGUGAUGGGAUACAAGCUAACGGCGUGCUCCAAGAAAGAGGCGUGCAAGGAUCUGGGCGUGUAUGCUUCCAAGGAUAAGACCUGGUUGGGUGUGAGUGACGAGCCACUCAUGGUUGUGUUUAUGAGGAAGACAUCGUAUUAG
Molecule: messenger RNA, 609 nt
Organism: Lolium perenne
Lineage: Eukaryota; Viridiplantae; Streptophyta; Magnoliopsida; Poales; Poaceae
Product: endogenous alpha-amylase/subtilisin inhibitor-like
Molecular function (GO): endopeptidase inhibitor activity
Source: RefSeq, a predicted model, not a curated record